Megalobrama amblycephala (Wuchang bream) is the source of this 3332-nucleotide messenger RNA. RefSeq names its product H-2 class I histocompatibility antigen, Q10 alpha chain-like. NCBI's taxonomy places the organism in Eukaryota, Metazoa, Chordata, Actinopteri, Cypriniformes, Xenocyprididae. The record is from RefSeq and is a predicted model, not a curated record. Gene Ontology annotation, biological process: immune response. The transcript is spliced from 7 exons. Gene Ontology annotation, cellular component: external side of plasma membrane. The coding region runs from base 75 to 1196 and encodes 373 amino acids.
GUUGGGAAGUUUUGGCGUUUAGACCUUGACAAGGAAGGAACGAUCAACGAUGUAAACAUCAGUAAAAAUCCCACAUGGAUUUUCAGUUAUGGCCACAUCUUUGUUCUGCUCUGUUCUUCUUUUUUGGGACGCCGGAUUCACUUCAAGCAGAGAAACACUCGCUGUAUUACAUUUACACAGCCUUGUCUAAACCUGUGGAUCUGCCGGGCAUCUAUGAAUUCAGUGCUAUGGGUCUGCUGAACGACACACAGAUCGACUAUUACAAUAGUAAAGAACAGACAAAGAUUCCCACACAGUCCUGGAUGAAAGAGAAAUUGACAGAGGAUUACUGGGAAAAAGGCACUCAGUCUAGAAAGAGAAAAGCAGAGUGGUUUAAUGUGAGCGUCAAUGUUCUGAUGAAGCGCAUGAAUCAAAGUGAAUCAGAUCUUCAUGUUUUUCAGUGGAUAACUGGUUGUGAAACUGAGCAGAUGGGAGAUGAAGUGAAGUUUCUCAAAGGCAUUUUUGAGUAUGGCUAUGAUGGAGAGGACUUCUUGUCUUUUGAUGUUAAAGAGUCUCAAUGGGUCGCUCCAGUUGAUGAAGCUCUACCAACCAAGAGAAAAUGGGACAAUGUGCCGAUCCUAAACCAUUACACCAAAGGAUACCUGGAGAAAGAGUGUGUGGACUGGCUCAACAAAUUCAGAGAAUAUGGAGACAAGACGCUCAUAAACGGCUCUCUUCCAGAUGUUCAUUUCUUUGCAAGAAAGUGUAUCAAAGAUAAAAACAUGCUGAAACUCACCUGUCUGGCCACUGGCUUCUACCCCAAAGAUGUGAUAAUGAACAUUAGGAAAUAUCGCACAUCUGUGCCUGAAGAUGAGAUUGAAUCCACAGGAGUCAGACCAAACCAUGAUGGAUCCUUCCAGAUGAGGAAGAGUGUGGAGAUCAAGAAGGAUGAUGAAGCAGAAUAUGAAUGUUUUUUGUCCCACAGUACCGUCAAAGAACCAAUCGUCGUCAAAUGGGAUGGAAAAUGUCCAGAGUGCAGGUCAGAUUCUGUCAGAGCAGGUUUAAAUGGAGGAGUGUAUGGCGGUGUGUUUAUCCUGGCAGUUUCUGUUGUAGUGAUUUGCAUCUUAUGGAAGACAAACAUUAUUGCUUUCAGAUGCACAAAUCCUAACGAAGAUGAGAAUGCUGGAGAUCCACUUCAAGAAGGACUCCCACACUAGUAUUACAGCACAAUCAAUACUGCAACAGAUCAAGCCCUGUUAUAGACACUUGUGAAAUUUGUCAAUAUACCAAUAUCAGUAUUGGGGAUCCAAGAUGGCGACCUAAAGAAUAUCACUAUAAUUGAAUGCAGAACCAUUGCAUUCAGUUGUAUUUUUUCAACAGAGGAGGCCAGAGGCUAGAUUAGUUGCUUAGUUAGUUGAUUAGUUGUCUAGAUCAAAGAAACACUAAAACCUCAAGUAAAUCAGAGCUGGAGCAUAACCGUCAGGGUGAGGACAGUGCUGCUGUCAGUUCGGAUGCUAACACUAAUAACACAGGUUAUUACAGGAAUCACAGAUAACAUUUAGAAACUGACUGACGAAAAGUUGAGUCUGCUGUCACUACUUCUGCAUCAGCCAAAUGAAAAACUCUAUAACCAUGAAAAACAAAUCACAGACGACAACAAUCAACAAUCUGGAGACGCUAGAGAGACGAAGGCUUGGAAAACUCUAAGGCGAAAAUUAUCCAGGAUUUCACUGCUGUCAUUUUGUACAGAGAAGGUCAAGUAACUUCUUGAGGGCGGAUGUCACCACUUUUGCACAGCUUUAUCCUGCCUCUCUCAAAGUCAAACUCUGGGUAACAACCAACAUGUCCCAGCAUCCAUAUGAAGUGGACAAAUACUUGGCAUCAAUGGAGGUGAUGAUGACUUUGCUCUCAAGCAUUUAGUUUUUAUUGUCAUGCUGGCAAAAUAAGUGUGACCCAUGUGUUUUUCUGUCUCUUGUCUGUUCUGUUUUGUAUUGGGCUCUCUGUUAUAUAGACAUGUUUUGAUUGUUUAAGCUCAACAUGCACUACAUGUUAACUAACUUUCUUUUGUCAUUCAGGGUCCUGUUUACACUGAAUCAUGUUAUUCAAGAGUAAUAACUCACUGGCUGUUUGUACUGUUCCUUGUAUUAUAGUUUAUUAGUUUAUUAGUAUUAUAGAUAUUCGUUCUGGGAUUUUUCUGGUAGCUAGUGUCUAGUAUUCUUAAGAUCUGUUCCUGCAACGUUAAUUUAAAAAAAAAAUUAUGUGAUUGAAAAAGGUCUGAGGUUUGGGGAAGAAAUUGCCAUUAUGAAAGUAUAUUAUUGAAAUAUGUCACUCGUUCCCAUCAGGCAACAUAGUCUAUUAGUUUGUUUUUAAAUAAGACACCAAUCUCAAGAACUCAAAUGCUAAUCAAUGAAAGUACAAAAAAGUGAUCACAUGACCCACAGGAGUAAAUUUUGUAAAUCCAUUUGUAAAUAUAUUUGCAUGAUUUUGUAAUCCUCUUAUAAGAAUAGUAAUUCACAUACUAUAUCUGCACAUUUUCAUAACACAGCAUAACUGACACACAUCCGGUUUCUUUCUCGACUGUUCACUUAUGACAUAACCGAGAGAAUACUUGCCGAGACAUAAUUUUCAAUGUUCAAGCGCAAGUAAACACGGAAGAGGAAUUAAUUUGGUGUUUGAGCGCUGUCUGACUCUCUCUCUAUUUUCGCCUUUUCUUCCGCUUUUAAAAUCAUUUGAAUGUAAUAGUUGGCGAGACAAAACAUGUUAAAUUUAGCAGUUAAUCCGCGAAUCACGUGUGCCAAACCAUAUUGGAUAUUAUCUGUAUCACGGAUUAACUGUGAUCCAUUGCACACCUAAUACUGAAAGAAUACACUUAUCAUCACGAUUGCUAUCUUACCAGAGAUUAAGAAAAAUCCUACUCCAUUAAGUAAAUGUGUCUUCUUCUGUGGAUUUAUUGGUGGGUUGCAAACCAACUGGAAAGGUGCAUACUGCCACCUACUGUGCUGGAGUAUGAUGAAGAUGAAACAUGAAAGAUUUACUCUGUAUUUCAGGCCACUAUUCCUCAAGAACGUAAUUAAUGCUGUAAUUUUUCUACCAGACUCUAUUCCUGUCUUUAAAAUAUUAUAUGGUGAAAUCUGUAAUACCCAAAGCUUGCAUUUCUCUUAUAAGCUCAAUUCUUUCCUUUUCAAAUUUUUUACAUCUAAUCAAAACCUGUUCUACAGUUUCCAUUUCCUGACAUACAUUACAAAAACCAGAGUUGUGUUUGCCGAUGAUAUGUAGUGUUGCAUUAAGAUUGGUGUGACCCAUUCUUAAUCUUGUAAAUAUAAUAAAUUCCUUUCUGUUUAUAUUAUGAUUAA